AUGCUAUAUUUGCGUUUACACAGACAUGCUGGUGACCUUGGCAACAUCGUUGCCAACGCUGCUGGAGUAGCAGACAUCAAGCUUGAUGACCGGACCAUAAGUUUGACAGGCGCCAAUUCAAUCACUGGCAGAUCGAUAGUUGUCCACGCUGGAGAAGAUGACCUGGAGGGAGGCAAUGAGGAAAGUUUGAAGACGGGGAAUGCUGGCAGUCGACUGGCCUGCGGUGUGAUUGGUAUUGCCAAGUGACUAUAAGCUGCUAUUUCCCUAACUGUCACAUCCAACUGGAGCCGUCAGCAUAACGUGGUGUCUUACCCCUAGCAUAGACAGGAAUAUGUUGUACUAAAUAAUGUACGCUAUUACACAUGGGACGUAUAGUCGCACAAGUUCAGGUUUGUUACUGUUAAAAAAAAUACAUACGUCGUAUGUUUUAGGAAAAUCUAUAGGAAAAUACGACCAACAAACCAUUUUCUAAAUCAUUAUUUGGAGCUUUUCGUUUUGUUCAGGAUAACUUAAUAUUUGUGUUUUGAAUAUUUAUAUGCUCUAGGUCGGACACCAUUAUUUUUAUUCCAAGACUGUAUGUAUGCAGACUGAUUAUAUUUCCUUGAGCUAGUUAAAGAAGUUGCUGUUGAGUGUAAAUCCAUGAUAGAAUUCCAUCUUGUGGAACGUUGCACAAUUUGUGGUGGGGUAAUCACUGUCUCUAAUCAAACAGAAUAAAUCCUGCUGUUGUAUA
Molecule: messenger RNA, 730 nt
Organism: Haliotis rubra (blacklip abalone)
Lineage: Eukaryota; Metazoa; Mollusca; Gastropoda; Lepetellida; Haliotidae
Product: superoxide dismutase [Cu-Zn]-like
Biological process (GO): removal of superoxide radicals
Molecular function (GO): copper ion binding; superoxide dismutase activity
Source: RefSeq, a predicted model, not a curated record